Nematostella vectensis (starlet sea anemone) is the source of this 6086-nucleotide messenger RNA. RefSeq names its product focadhesin. The coding region runs from base 20 to 5476 and encodes 1818 amino acids. NCBI's taxonomy places the organism in Eukaryota, Metazoa, Cnidaria, Anthozoa, Actiniaria, Edwardsiidae. Gene Ontology annotation, biological process: regulation of post-transcriptional gene silencing. The record is from RefSeq and is a predicted model, not a curated record. The transcript is spliced from 43 exons.
CACCCUGUGGCCCGCAGUAAUGGCGGACGAAGGAAGAAAUCGCUUCGCUUUUGAUAAUAUAUCCGUCCAAGCCCAGGGUGCAUCAAAGCUGCUUGCAGCCAUUAAAGAUAAACUUAAGGAUGGCAAGCUUCUUGAUGAGAAAGUUGCCCAUGAGAUCCCAGAAAUUCACCUAUUAUGGGAUUACUGCACCAGUUUAGCUAGUGCUGUCAGCUCAGCUUGCUGUCAAUGUUGGUUACAACUUGUGCGAGAAGGACACGCCCAGUUUAACUACGUAUUAACAGGAUUGCUAAAUGUAAUCCCAGCUGCAAGUAAUGCAAGCUCUGCCGUGCAAGCCAUCACAAGCCUUCUCCUCCUUCAAGUGACCUACAUCAAAAAACACAGCCAGCACUACACUUGUCCAUAUGGACUGAGGAAGUCUCCACACCCCUUUAUUUCUAUACUGGUCAGUCAACCAAAUGCUUCAAGUCUGUUAGUUGAUCAAGUUAGUCUGCUACUUGAACAUCAACAGCACAGGGGCUGUGAUGGUCACAGUGUUUAUAAGAUGUUGGAGCCCUUUCUUCACUUUGUGCUGGUGGAUCCACGACCCUCUGCAGAUCCUGCACUUCAGAUUCAAAUACAAAGAACUCUACUUGAUGCUGCUGAAAAUGCACUGAUUAAAGAAGAUGAUGACAGUAAGCAACUUGCCCUCAUUAUUAUUGAUAUGCUGGUUUUCAUUCAGUCUUACCUUCAGGUUGAUGCUUUGCAUAUUGGGCAAACCACAUAUUUCGCCCAGCAGCUUGCAAAAUGGAUGAUGCAACAUGCAGACUUCAUGUCAAGUAAAGUGGACCUUGUACAGAAUGUCGCAUUCUCUCUGUUGUCACUUUGCCAUGAAAGGCUGCGCCUUGGGAUGGACAUCUUGUCAUCACUUGUUGUGCUGUCCAAGCUACAACAAAAGUCGCCCUUGGUUCUCAAGAAUGCUACUGCUCUAUGGUCUUUAGCUGCUCUUUUGAUGGAGUCACCAGCAAUUUAUUCUGAACAUAUUUGCAAUAUCUGGCUCAUCAUUAUCAGUUGGAUGCCAAUAACAGAGCUUACUGUUCAUGAGAGAGUUGCCGCCAUUAGCAUCUUCCCUGCCAUUCUGCGUCUACUUUCCACACCUGGGCAAUUCCUUCCUGACAAACCCUUAGUGGCGACACAGGCCAUGAAGUUGGUAGAUGAGAUUCUUAGAAUACCACCACCAGACAUCAACGAUGAACAGGAGCCACAGCAAAGUGAGAUCUUCCCAAGCCCUUGGCUACGAUGCCUUGAGUCCUGCUCAAUCCUAGCCUGCAAGCUUUUCAGCAAUGUUGAUGCAUGCAUCCACUGGCUGAAGUGUGUUAAAGCUGCGUUCUCUACCCACAAGUCAUGUCCUAGCCACCUAACACUCCUGCUUUCUGCCAUGUUGCUCGAUACCCCUGCUGUUGUUCUUCAAGAGGUUCUUUCAGUGUUUGGAGACCUUGUUCAGAGUGUUCCAUCACAGUCUCCUAAUCUCUUGCCGUUGCUUCUGUACAAGCUUGGUAAAGAGGCCAACCCCGAUUUGAAGCUACAGAUCCUAUACACCAUUCCAGAACUAGCAACCCACAAGUUGAGUGUUGCUCCAGUUUUGCGUUCCGUCCAGACGCUAUCCCUCUCUCCUGCUUUGCGAUCAGUAGCCCUCCGUCUCGUAUGUCGAGUUUGGAUGAAGCAAAAUCGCGUCUUUCCCCACCUGCAUAAGGCACUAUUGGGUGCUAAGGCAGGCAUUACGGACAAGGGUCUGUUGAUGGAGGUUAAUGUUUCUGUGGCAGCUACCAUCAGGGAUAUCUGCAAACACAGGGCGUCCCAACAUGGAGGUGAUAUGCUCGGCAUUCUGUCUAACCUUAUCAAUGAACACACGGGCAAAAUGGCAGGAGAUGAAAAAUCUGCUGUCGUCAUAGUACUCUCCUUGCAAGGAAUCAAGGCUUUGUGUGAGGCUGAGGUGGUAGAUCUAUGCACUGUGUGGCGUGUCCUUGCGCCCAAGUUAUCAGAUGACAGGCGCCCUGCAGUAAUGAAGUGUCUUUGCGAACUUUUUGCAUUAGUGCCACGCCUCGCUACAGACACACAGCAGUAUCAGGAGUUCAAGCAGGAGGUUCUGGGAUUUCUCUGGAGAAUGACAAGAUACCGGACUGCGUGGGUUUCUGGUGCAGCGUUUUCAGCUCUGGCAAACUUCAGUGCAGAGGACUUCGAACUUCAACAUCUGCCUGAUGAGGUCGCAUUACCCAUAAAAGAUCGUCUACGCGCGUCAAGAAAGCCGCAAGAAAAUGAAAAUUCACAAGAGGUUGAAAAAAGCCUCGACAGCUCAACCCCUCCUGGACAUGCAUACAUCGCUCUGCUGCACAGGCUCUCUCUCGCCACCCUCACAGAUUUCAAAGUAUUUUUGACUGCACUUGUUCGUGAGGAGGCGUUGUCCAUUCCACGUGGUGUGAUCCAUAGUGCAUCACGGGCAAGUAGGUCAUAUGACCGAGUACUUUCAGGUAUCCCGUCAUUCCUUCAGACUCAAUACGAGAAGUCCAAGACGCCAGGGCUCAACCAGGGACUUGCAGCGGGCUUGUUAUUCAGCUACGAGCCGCCGUUCGAGGAGCACUCAGGCAAGCGAGCUCGUCGCUACUUCCUGAACUGUGCCAGGAGCUAUCGAAACAUGCUUGAUUCACUUGUUCAUGAGGUCCCCGUACAGCCGUCUGAAUGGCACCGUAACAUGCUACUUCCACACGCGUGGACAGUAUUCAUGAUCAGGCUGUACAGCGCAUGCGUGGAGGGCCGUAAAGCGGAGCUACAAAUGCAAUAUAGUCACGGACACAUCACUGACCAAUCAGAACUACGGGACAAGCUUAACAAUGUAGGGCUUUGGGUACGGGACCAGGUGACAGAACAACUGAAGACAGCAUCCAGAGGAAGUCCUUCGGUCCAAGGGAACUCUGUCCUUUCUCUUGCGGGCCUCGCCUAUGCUGUAUACUCCCACUCCUUCCAGAACACUCUAGAAAUGCAGCCAGACCUGAAUGACGAGUCUGUUAACGAGGCCCAGGCUCCUUGCGCCAAGGAGUGGUUGCUGAUGGUGGCUGACACGCUAAUGACAGUACUCGACGGGAAUUAUAAACCUCGUGGGUCUACCCUUGUCUGGUGCCAGCAGGUGUCUUCCGCAAGCAGUACAGCUAGCUCCCUACUUGCCCGUGCCAGUGCUGCUCUGUCCCUCUCACAGUUAGUUCCUGUUCUUGUUGCACUUGAUCCUGAUCAUGUCAAGCAGUAUAUCGAUGCCUUGAGGCUCAGACUUCCGGGACAGACCAAGGCCGGAAGCUCUGCUGUCAUCCAAGUGCAUUGUGGCCUUGGUCUAGGUCUCUUGCUCAGCAAACUCUACCAAGAGCAUUACAGUGACGUGGCCGGACAAGAUGGGUACAUGCUGGUAACGACAGCUCUAGACACUCUCGAAAAUGCCGGGUUCUCCACAGAUCUAGAAAACACAGAGGGGGCAUGUCUUGGCAUGGGCGUGGCAUUGUCCUCCUUGUGCCAUGAGAACAUCAUCGACUCAAGAGUGCACCUUAACACUAUCCACCAAAAGCUACAGGGGGUGUUAGAUGAGCACCUCGGGGACCCUGAUCAGAGACUACAGACGUUGUGCUUUAACUUCGCACUGGUUACCGCAAGUCUGUUUGAAGUUGGAUUGAUCUCCAUUGAAGAAUCCCUCAAAUGUGUGAAUACGCUGCAAGAACUUACAUUGAAACAUGACCAGGCAUCUGGUGUUUCACUAGCUCUUGGACUUCUCCUACACGAGCUCACUGUGGCAGGGCACUCAGGCGUGACAGAAACCGUCACACAACACCUUAGUAUUUGGCGAGGCUGGGUCGAUAACAAGGAGCUCCCCUCCCUAAAGAAGCUUGCAGGUGCGAACGGCCUGAUGGGAUUGCUUGGUUCAGAGCGAGGAUUCUUUCAGAUAGAUACUGCUCUCACUCCAGACCAGUACGGCCAGGGCGCAUGCGCGAGUAUCCUCAAACUUAUGCAGGCAAGGGUCUCGUCACCCCAGGACAUAGGCCUGGCAAGCAACAUCGCCUGGCUGCUAGGACAUGUGUAUGCAGCCUCAACAUCAACGAACGUGACAAGGACAAGUGUCCCUGAUAGCUACACGUAUCUGCCCGAGUCCAGUGUUCUGCGCGCUUCCUUUGACUUCUUGGCCAAUGCUGGAAAAACAGUUCCUGGCGUGACAGUGUCUAGUCCUGGCGUGACAGUGUCUAGUCCUAGCGUGACAGAUCCUGGCGUGACAGUGUCUUGUCCUGGCGUGACAGUGUCUAGUGCUGCCGUGGAUGUUGUGCUGGAGUCGCUACUGACUGGCCCCACCGUUGGACUGCCUCCUGUCAACUGGCCGGCUGUGCUUGGACCGCUCAUGAGAAGUAGCGAGUCUGGCCUUAGUACGUGCAGGUUGUGUGUGCAGUUUGCCAUCGUGCAGGCCAAGUCCUCGUCUAGUUUACCGCCAUUCAUAUCCUCCUGGCUCAGUGCCGGCUUUGAUAGCUUGGAUGAUGAACUGAAGGUAGAGUUGUUCCAGUCCCUCUCUAAGCUCGCUGGUGUUGUUCCUCCCACACGCAUGCAGGAGUUCAUCCGGGGACCCGCCAUAAGGGAGUUCAAUCCCUCAAAGGAGUCUGUCUGCCUUGCGAUACUAAGAGGGGUACUGUCAGUAAUGACAAUGAAAGACCCGCCCCCUUCUGCGAUUGGCUGGACGUCCACAACUCUACGUUGUCUCUACGAAAAAUAUACGCCUGACAUGUCUGAGGAUACCGCCGACCUUUUUGCGCUAUGCCUGGCUGAGAUGCAACCCGAGGAUGUGGACAAAUUAACACAGGGCGACAGUCUCAAGUCCAUAGCGGUCCGCUGUCGUCUUGUGGGGUCAGGUCGCGCUAAACUCAACUGGAUGAACGUGUGCUUGUCCACAAUCAUGUCGUCAGUCGCACAAGAUUCCUGUGAGCUGGACCUAGCAGUGUAUCACGUUACUAGAGCACUUUCCCAAUCUCCCUCUAGCAAAGCAGACGAACGCUUGCAAUGGCUGAUGGAGCUAACGAGCCAUAUAAGGAGCUCCGCUUGCGAAAGUAUAGUCCAGCCGUCCUCACAGGCGUUGUCACGGGGACUGGCAGUUCUUUCAAGCGCAUGCGCUCAUUGGGCUAGCGGUGUUCAAUUUCCGGACCUACACAUGGUAUCACGGGCUCAACAACCAAGCAGUCUCCGGCGUCACUAUGCUUUACUGUGCAUGCUCCCCGGCAACCUUCUUGAAUUACUGAACAGUGAACCGUGGGCUCGGGUUGCGUCCAAGAUGUUUGACUGGCUAUUUGCUCUGAGAGACGCGCCCGCAGUCAAGGGUAACGACAAACUGCGGUCUCUUGUCAAAGACUGUAUUGUGAAUCUCCGCCACAAUGAUGCGUUCAAGAAAGCUGACGUUUGGACAGAGUCUGUGAAGACUACGACGUGAGAAAGCUCGAAAGGCAGCCUUCAGGUAGAGAAAAAUAUAGCAAUCGCUACAUGAUCACCUUGGCCGAGUGAGUCCCGGGCAUUCGCGUACACGUCAGUCUUUCCCUAUUUACGGGGCAGUUAACGAGAAGCGUCGAGUAAUCAUCGGAAAACGUCGGGUAGUCAUCAGAAGGUGUCGAGUAGUCAUUGGGAAGUGUCGGGUAGUAAUAGAGAAGCGUCGGGUAGUCAUCGUGAAGCGUCGGUUAAUAAUCGGAAAGCGUCGGGUAGUCACCGGUAAGAGAAGGGUAAUAAUCGGGAAACGUUGGGUAGUUAUCGGGAAGCGUCGGGUAGUUAUAGGGAAGAGGCCGGAUAGUUGUCGGGAAGCGCCGGGUAGUCGUCGGGGAGCGUCGGAUAGCCGUUCUGAAGCGUCGGGUAGUCGUCGGGAAGCGUGAGAUUGUGUGGCCAAUUAAGUGUAAGGCACAGUGUCACAUUUUCCCAUACAUUUGAAAAGCUCAUGACUACUAGCGCGAGUCGGGUAAGGGAAUGCUGUCGCCAGACUGAUCCAUCUGUAGUACUCUUAUAAAAGGGCGAAGCCCUUGAAAUAAUAAAUAAUAAUAAAAUCACAAAUGCUA